Messenger RNA from Hyalella azteca, 758 nucleotides. RefSeq names its product putative protein TPRXL. NCBI's taxonomy places the organism in Eukaryota, Metazoa, Arthropoda, Malacostraca, Amphipoda, Hyalellidae. The transcript has 2 exons. The annotation marks the transcript as partial. The record is from RefSeq and is a predicted model, not a curated record.
AUGAUUGUGAGCGUCAAAGCGCCUAAAUCGCCAGGUCCAGGAGGCUCGAAGUUGGGGAAAAUGAGCAAGUUACUUCCGCCUUCUCCUUUGCCGACGUGCCCAGAAACAUCCACGCGUGCUCCAUCAUCAUCCACAUCCACGCGUGCACCAUCAUCGUCCACAUCCACGAGUGCGCCAUCAUCAUACACAUCCACGCGUGCGCCAUCAUCAUCCACAUCCACGCGUGCGCCAUCAUCAUCCACAUCCACGCGUGCGCCAUCAUCAUCCACAUCCACGCGUGCGCCAUCAUCAUCCACAUCCACGUUUGCGCCAUCAUCAUCCACAUCCACGCGUGCGCCAUCAUCAUCCACAUCCAUGCGUGCGCCAUCAUCAUCCACAACCACGCGUGCGCCAUCAUCAUCCACAUCCAAGCGUGCGCCAUCAUCAUCCACAUCCACGCGUGCGCCAUCAUCAUCCACAUCCACGCGUGCGCCAUCAUCAGCCACAUCCAUGCGUGCGCCAUCAUUUGCGCCAUCAUCAUCCACGUUUGCGCCAUCAUCAUCCACAUCCACGCGUGCGCCAUCAUCAUCCACACCCACGCGUGCGCCAUCAUCAUCCACGUGUGCGUCAUCAUCAUCCACAUCCACGCGUGCGCCAUCAUCAUCCACGUUUGCGCCACUUACCAGCGAGAAGAAAGGCAAUCCUCGCGUCACGCGCGUCCUGUUCCAAAGGCCACACUGGCACCAAGCGACCGCAUACAGCCGCACCCCUGCCACGUC